Messenger RNA from Carassius gibelio (silver crucian carp), 5361 nucleotides. RefSeq names its product transient receptor potential cation channel subfamily M member 4-like. Lineage: Eukaryota; Metazoa; Chordata; Actinopteri; Cypriniformes; Cyprinidae. The transcript is spliced from 28 exons. Gene Ontology annotation, biological process: calcium ion transmembrane transport. The record is from RefSeq and is a predicted model, not a curated record. Gene Ontology annotation, cellular component: membrane. The coding region runs from base 136 to 3912 and encodes 1258 amino acids. Gene Ontology annotation, molecular function: ligand-gated calcium channel activity; calcium-activated cation channel activity.
UUUAGAAAUAAGUUUCAUUGAAUAUCUCGUGAAUCCGGUUGAUGGCAAACUAGAACACAAUUGGAUCUAGACUCACCAUGGAGCUCAUCUGAGAAAUAAUUGAUCCCUAAUAAGCCUACACUUUAAGACGGACAGAUGAUCAAAAUGAAGAUAAUUGAGAAAGAGAAUGAAGCAGGUGUAGGGGAAAGAAAAUCCGAAAAAGAUCAGAGCUGGAUCCCAAAGAUGAUUAAAAAGAGAGUAUGCACUACCUUUGUGGAGGACUCAUCUAGUAAUGGGGCUUUGUGCCAGUGUGGUGGAGCACAGGAACUUCAUGCAUCCACAACGGCUGGUGAUCAUGUGAUCAGCCAGUGGGACAGUGAACAACACACCUCUGAAUGCCCCACUGAUGCCUUUGGACAGCUGGAGUUUGCUGGAGCUGGACGCAGAAACAGUCCAUUUCUACGUCUGGCACACGAUACACCUCCAGACAAUGUUUACUCGCUGAUGACAUCGCAGUGGGGCCUGCCGGUACCCAAUCUGGUGGUGUCUGUGGUUGGAGGAGAGGGAAAAGAGAAGGUAAAACCUUGGGUGCGAGAGGUGAUCAGACAGGGUCUUGUCCGGGCUGCACAGAGCACAGGGGCUUGGAUCAUGACAUCAGGUCUGAGGGAGGGCGUUGGUCGUUGUGUAGGUGAGGCAGUAAGGGAUCAUUGUGCAACAGCUUCAUCUCUUUCCCAGGGCAAAGUUAUAGCUGUUGGUGUUGCACCCUGGGGCUUGAUAUACCAACGUCAGCAACUCGUAAACCCACAGGGUAGUUUCCCAGCACGGUACUAUGUGCACAACAUGCCCCGUGAGUCCAGCUGCCUGGACAACAACCACCAGGCUUUCCUUUUGGUGGAUGAUGGAAGUGUAGGAAAGAGAGGUUGUGAAACAAUGUUCAGAGCCAACCUGGAAGACUUCAUCUCCCAUCAGCGCACUGGCAUCUGGGGUAGUGGAAGCAUUGAGAUUCCUGUUUUGUGUGUGCUGAUCGCAGGAGAUGCUGCAAUGCUUGAGAGAGUGGAUUUAUCUCUGAAAAAUAGCACUCCAUGGUUGGUGCUGGCAGGGUCGGGUUCAGCGGCAGACUUGAUAGCAUCAAUACUGAAGGAUCUCGACAUACCUCUGAGUCCACCGGGGAGUCCCACUUUGCCGACCGCUUCCGAAGAAAGUAUGAAAAGAGCCAGAGUUGAGCUCAGGGACAGAGUGAGAGAGAAGAUUAACAAACACUUCCCAUCUGAGACUGACCUGGAGAAGCUUGUGGAGCAGGCACUUAGUAUCUACCACAACAGAGAGCUGAUCACCGUGUUUCAUGGAGACCUGGAAGGGCGAGAUGACUUUGACAGAAUCAUCCUAAGAGCUCUCGUAAGAGCUGCUAAACGGGAAGCUAAUGAUGCUAGCGAGUACACUGAAGAGCUGAAGCUGGCAGUGGCCUGGGACAGAGUGGAUAUCGCCAAGAGUGAACUCUUUAACGGUGGAAUCCAGUGGAGGUAUGAAGACCUGGAGGAAUCAAUGACUGAUGCGCUGGUGAACGACAAGCCCCAUUUUGUGCGUCUGUUUGUGGAAAACGGCUUGAACAUACUGGACUAUCUGACGUACCAUCGUUUAGAGAGUCUUUACGGCUCAGUGUCGGACUGCAGUCUGGUGUCGUCAUUCCUCCAGAGGAGGCUGCAGGAGCGAGUGGAGUUAGCUGGCUCUCAGACCCGUUUAACUUUACCAGAUGAGAAUUCAUCUUUCAAGAGCCACGCCACCAUCCUCACCACCCCAUCCGCUGCUCGAGACCUCACUCUGUAUGAGGUUUCACGGGUAUUAUCAGAAAUCAUGGAAGAUGUCUGUCAGCCGUUUUACUAUGCUACUCUUGGAGUAGAACACAGAUGGGCCUCAAGGAAAGCAAUGAAGCAUGUGAAUAUGUUGCUUCAAACUGAGAGUGUGUACCGGAAACAGCGCUGUAUGUCUCCUUGGAUAUCUCUGUUCAUCUGGGCCGUUCUUCAGAAUCGCAGAGAAAUGUCUAUCUACUUCUGGGAAAUGGCGGGGGAGUCGGUGCUAAGUGCUCUUGCCGGAUGUAAGAUACUAAGAGAGCUCUCCAAGUUGGAGACAGAGACCGAGACCAAGCUCUCAAUGAAAGAACUUUCUCAAACCUUUGAGAAUCUGGCUCAUGAUGUGUUUAGUGAGUGUUACCAGAGCAAUGAGAGCCACUCUUUCAAGCUCCUGAUCAGACAGUCACCUGUAUGGGGCAGCGCCACCUGUCUGCAGAUGGCCACCGCGGCUGACGCUCGCCUCUUCUUCAGUCAUGAUGGAGUGCAGACUUUACUGUCAGAGAUAUGGUGGGGGGACAUGGACAGCAAUACAGAAGUGUGGAAACUCCUCCUCUCAUUUUUCCUGCCUCCCUUUAUCUACACCGACCUCAUCAGUUUCAAGGAGCAGGAGAAAGAUGAAGAGCCAGAGGAAUUCCAUCCGGGUAAAGAAUUUGACAGCAUCGAGGGAGCCGAGUCAUUGCCUGAUGGCAUAAAUAUGGAGGAAGAUGUGGAGGAAUGUAAUCCUCUAAAAGGAAAGCCGGAAGCAUCAAGAGCUAUCACUCAAAAACGGCCUUUUAUAUUGCACCGAUGGCGGCAGUUCUGGUUUGCACCGGUCACUUCGUUUCUAGGCAACGUGUUGAUGUACUUCCUCUUCCUGUUCCUGUUUGCUUACAUCCUAUUGGUUGACUUCAAGCCCCCGCCUCCUGAUGGACCCGCCCCUUCAGAGCUUGUGUUGUAUUUCUGGGUUUUUACUCUGGUCUGUGAGGAAAUUCGACAGACUUUUUUUGUAGGAUCUACCACUAUAUUUCAAAGGAUGAAGUUGUACAUCCAAGACAUCUGGAACAAGUGUGACAUCACGGCCCUCACGCUCUUUAUUCUUGGGCUUCUCUGCAGAAUGUUUCCGUGGACGUAUAAUUUUGGACGUGCGGUACUGUGUGUCGACUAUAUGGUCUUCACGCUCAGACUCAUUCAUAUAUUUGCAGUUCACAAACAACUUGGUCCCAAAAUAAUCAUAGUUGGCAAAAUGGUGAAAGAUGUGUUUUUCUUCCUGUUCUUCCUGGGGGUGUGGUUAAUGGCAUAUGGAGUAGCCAAUCAGGCACUGCUGUACUCCUAUGACUCUCGGUCUGGUUGGGUAACUCGGCGCGUGUUCUACAGGCCAUACAUGCACAUAUAUGGGCAGAUACCACUGGAUGAAAUUGAUGCUGACAAGAGACACGAGAAAGAGUGUACAGACAACGUCACGCUCAUCCAUCAGGGGGCGGAGCCAUGCCCACAGUCUGAUUCUAACUGGCUGGUUCUUAUUCUGCUGUCAGUCUACUUGUUGGUCACCAAUAUUCUGUUGGUGAACUUGCUCAUUGCAAUGUUCAGUUACACGUUCAAUAAAGUUCAGGAGCACAGCGAUGUACACUGGAAGUUCCAGCGCUACAACCUAAUCUCAGAGUACCACUCACGCCCCUGCCUCUCCCCGCCCUUCAUCAUCAUCUCCCACCUCCAUAUCUUCAUCAAAAGAGUCAUUCAGAGAUUGCCCUCCAAUAAGAACCAACACUUCAUGUUGGACCUGAACAGCAAAGAGGCCAGUUUGCUGAACAUGUGGGAAUCGACACUGAAGGAGAACCUGCUUUCCACGCAAGGCAAGAGACAACGAGAGAGUGACACGGAGCGGCUAAAACGCACCUCCACAAAGGUGGACAGCGUCCUGAAGCAGAUGUCGGAGAUUCGCGAUCACGAUCGUAGGUUGAGAAAGCUGGAGUCAGAGGUGCAGUACUGCUCUACUGCCCUCUCCUGGAUAGUAGAGGCACUGUCUCAGAGUGAUUUUGUAAAGAAGACAGGUCCACCUCCUCUUCCUUCCAAAGGUAUUGCUUCUAAACGGCCCACUUUUUCCAGAUGAAAAUGAUGAUGAUAAUGCAGAUAUACAAACGUGUGGUUAUUUUUUGUAUGAUUCUUUGUGCAAUUUCAGCGUACUGACAUGUUAUAUGUCAAGAACACGUUGUUUGUAUCUGAUUUUUAACAUUGCAUCAGGAAGAAAAAUAUGAUUUGUUCUAGUUAAGUUUAUAAAUAUAAUGGGCCCUAUUUUAACGAUCUGAAACGCAAGUGUCAAAGUAACUUUGUGGGCGGGUCUCGGCGCUGUUGCUAUUUUCCCGGUGGAAUAAAUGGGUCUUGCGCCCGGCGCAAAUCUAAAAUGGGUUGGUCUGAAGUAGCUUCAUUAUUCAUAGGUGUGGUUUGGGCGUAACGUGAAAUAAACCAAUCAGAACUUCAUCCAACAUUCCCUUUAAAAGCAGGUGCGCAAGUUCCAUUAUGGAUUGCUAUUAUUAUGGCGUAUUUACCAGGCGCAUGCCAGGAGCGGUUCACAGCCGAGGAGACUGAUGUUCUUGUAAGAGCAGUGAAAGACAGAGAAGUUGUGUUGUAUGGGGAUGGGAGAAUAAUUAGCCUGAAUAAUUUGUAAGCUAGAUUUAUGCCUAUUUUUUCACAUCUUCGUGGCACACCACAAUGAUUUUCGUCAUCUCAUGUGUUAAUAAUUUUUUAGUGUAACAAUUUAUGAUUUGCAAAAAUAACUGUUGCAUCUGUGUAGAUUACAUGAGCAAAGUGUAUGCGCGUUGUGCACGCUAUACAUUAUGGUCAAGCAUGCGCCCUUAAAAUAGCAUAAUGAACAACGCGCAACGCGCCACUGACUUUAGACUAGGUUUUUUCUGGUCAGUGGCGCAAUUGUUUAAUGGAACAGCAAAAUAGCACCAGGGAUUGUUUGCGCCGGAACACGCCUCCUUUUUUGCGCUGAACCGCCCAGGGAGCGCAAGUUCAUUCACUAGUUUAGCGACGUGCUUCUGUGGAGGGAAAAGCGCGCUUUGCGCAGGUGCAAAAUAGGAAUGACACAUGCGUCGGUGUACAAAGUCAAUUGCGCUGGGUGCAAGAUAGGGCCCAAUAUGUUCAUUUAACAAGUAUAGUCCAAGUUUCAAAUAUACAAGCUGAUUUACCCCAGGGACAGUAAAGGCACAGCAUAAUUAUAAUAACCACCCAGGAGAGCUCCUCAAAACUUUAAUUGAAUCUUGUGGGUCACUUUUAAUCAUUGGUCAUUUUGUUUCUUAUCGAUAUUUAUGGUUUUUGCUGGCAUUUCUUGUAAAUGCUACAAAAUAAUUUAUAAGUGAAUGACAAUAAUCAAUGCAAUCAUCCACAAUAACACUGUGAUAACUUUCAUUUUGUGUCUGUUACUGAUGUUGGAAAUCAUUUUAUUUUCUGUGAUUGUAAUUUAUCAAAUUUUUUACAAACCUGUUUUUAUGGGGGUUUUGUUUUUUACUGAUUUAAAAUGGUGUUAAUGUAACAAUUAAACUUAAAUUUGCUCUUA